AGCGUCCCGUCAAUCAGGGGAGACGUCAGGCGGCUCGGCAGCAGGGUAGAUGGAUCCGGGUAGUUAAGGGCGGGCGGGCGGCGGAGUGAGUGUCGCCGUCGCGGCUGAAGGGGGGAAAAAAAAUAAAAUAAUUUUUUAUUUUUUAAAACAAAAGAAACGACAGUGCGCCCGGGAGCUGAAACUGUGAGGAAGAUCGGCUUUCAAACUAGCGAAGAACAAAAAAAAACCUCGAAGUCUUUUGAUAAAUCUAUAGAACUACAUAUUCUUUAUAUAUAUAUAUCUCUAUCUACCGAGUGAAACACGAGAAGAGGAGAGGGAGAAAACAAAACAAAAACCGAUAAGAACUAUGGUGGGGGAAAUGGAAACGAAGGAGAAGCCGAGACCGACUCCCGAUUAUUUAAUGCAGCUGAUGAACGACAAAAAAUUAAUGUCGAGUCUGCCCAACUUUUGUGGGAUAUUCACGCAUUUGGAGCGGCUGCUGGAUGAAGAAAUAAGCAGAGUACGAAAGGACAUGUAUACUGACACAAUGAAUGGCCUUGUAGACAAGCUGCCAAUGGACCUACCAGAACCCAUAGGACCUAUUAUGCAGUUACAAGAAAAAUUAUUUGUGCCUGUGAAAGAGUAUCCAGAUUUUAAUUUUGUUGGUAGGAUCCUUGGCCCAAGAGGACUCACAGCAAAACAGCUGGAAGCAGAGACUGGUUGCAAGAUCAUGGUUAGAGGGAAAAGUUCAAUGCGGGAUAAAAAGAAGGAAGAACAGAACCGAGGCAAACCAAACUGGGAACAUCUCAAUGAAGAGCUCCAUGUGUUAAUAACAGUUGAAGAUACGCAAGAUAGAGCAGAAUUGAAGUUGAGAAGAGCUGUUGAAGAGGUUAAGAAGCUACUGGUUCCUGCUGCAGAGGGGGAAGACAAUUUGAAGAAGAUGCAGCUGAUGGAGCUAGCUAUUCUUAAUGGAACAUACAGAGAUGCCAAUAUCAAAGCACCUACCCUUGCCUUUUCUCUUGCAGCAACGUCACAGGGUCCACGGCUGAUAACUGGACCAGCUGCGCCCAUGCUUCCACCAGCUGCCUUGCGUGCCUCUACGCCAGCUGGUCCUGCCAUAAUGAAUAUAAUUAGGCCAAUUCAGACAACUGCAGUUAUGCCUAAUGGAACCCCUCAUCCAACUGCCUUAGUGCCAUCUUCUCCAGAAGCUGGUAUAAUUUAUACAGCACCCUACGAAUAUCCAUAUGCUCUGGCACCAGCUGCAUCUUUACUGGAAUAUCCAAUGGAGCCAAGUGGGGUUCUAGGUGCGAUGGCAACUAAAGUUCGGAGGCAUGAUUCGCGUGUCCAUCCUUACCAAAGGGUUGUGACCGCAGACAGAGACCUUCAGGGCUGGAUGAAUCCAAUGGUCCUGGGUCCUGGACCCUACAAAAAUCUGGCAGGACCACAAUUCAAAUUGUACGAGACCAAAGGAUCACCAUCUCAACAGUACCCAGUUCCUAACUACCCAGCUGCCACAGGCAACUAACCCAUGACCUUUGACCUCUGAACUCUUCACCCAAUGAUGACCUGACCAUGCCUGCCUGCUGAUCAGUUAACUGGUUAUCGCCUAUGCUUGCCUGUCUUCAAUGCAGCGAGCUGAGGCACUGUCUGUUCGUCUCGUUACCUAACUGCGUUUUUAAAAAAAAGUAAAAGCUCCAGCCACAGCUUUUCUGGUUGGGUGAAUGUGUGGUACCAGAACCUGCACUGAAUAAUACUAAAGCAAUAAGUCCAGUUCAUCCCUCACCACUGUUUCUCAGUGAUCAUCUCUUAAAGAUUCUCCCUAAAGAAUGGUAAGAAAGGUCUCCUAACAGCACUGGCAGGGGAUUGAGCGGUGUACAGGCAGUUGCCAUGGACAAAUGUGAUGGACAUCUGAUGUAAUUUAUGUAGUAGUUAAAGUCUUUGAAAGCAUUUGUGAUUCAUUAUGGAUGGACCUUGAGUCAGGUAUAUUGGGGGAGAGUUCGAUACUGACAGUACAAAAUAAUAUUGACCUCUACAAUUAAGGACAAAGAUUUAAAAGUAUCUCGUGUACAGAACCUUCGUUUUUUUGCCAAACACUUUUCUAAGGCCACUUCUGACUUUUUUGAAUCGUACCAGAAUUAAGAUGCCGUUUAGUAUUAUAAGCAGCUAAGCAAAGUUUCUAGGUUAUUGAAGCUAUUGAGAAAAGCAUAAUGAAUAAGAUUAUCAAUGAAUUCAACUCCUUGGAUCAAUCAAUAUUUUUUUAAAAGGGAUAGUUUCUCCUGUUCAGAUUUAUUUUACUUUGUAGCUUUGCAACCACUGUCUUUUGCCCAAUUGAUAAAAUAAUCUGCAGUGUGAAGUUCUCCACUCUGAUGUUCUGUUUGAUCAGUAAAGUUUCUGUUAAACCUUACCCUGUUUCCCCAAGAACGUUCAUGUUCACAAUUGUUCUUAGUUUAAAUUUGACUCUGUCUAAACCUAGACAUCUACUGCCAGUGCUACCUGUCCACAGGGACAAUCCACAGUGUCAAAAAGUUUCAAAAAUAGCUGCUGGGGUCUGAACUUUUUUUUGUUAAAGCAUCUAACAUCCGCAAUCACUAUUGUGCAUGUUAGAUGAAAUGUACCUGACAAAGUUUUCCCCAACAUAUUUAAGGUCUUUAUUUCGUUUGAGCUUCCUACGUUUAUCCAAUGUAUUAGUCUUGUACUUUGAGCUCAGCUUGAUUUUUAAGUGCAACCGAUAACUUUCGUACUGUUCACAUAUACCUUGACACUGAGGUGCAUUCAUAAUGUGUCAUGUUUCUGGAUGCAAAAAAACUGUUUCUAAUUCUCUCCAUAAAUAGACACUUCUUUUAAGAAGGAUGUGAAAGCCAUGCUUGCCUAUUCUAUUUGCUGUAUACAUGUUAUUAAAGUGUAGAUAAGUACAGUGCAUUUAAACCACAGAGGAAAACUAGAUACUUUUACAGGGUGCUGGUGAAGAAAUAUAUAUUUUUGACAAUUUAGCUUUUUAUACUUACUUGCAGUAACAAAAUACAAAAAAAUUUUUAAAAAAGUAAUGGAAGUGAUACUGGAUGGUUGUAAACAAAACAGAAGACCAAAACAGUGUAUCUAGUGUUUUGCAGGGUUGUGGGUGAGAAGAGAGGAGCAUAAAGAAAGCAAAAUAGUGCCUUAUAUCUGCCUGGUCAAUUUGUAAGUGUCUAACAUAUUGUUUGACCUAAGUAUGAUGCAUGCCAGUCCAUCAUUGGAGAGGAGGGAAGCAGUCUUUAUUGGCAAAAAAAUUCAAAAGAUGAUAGAACAGUAUGAGGACAGUUGUGUGAAGCUACUCAAGUUUAGGCCUGUCUGAAGAAUUCAGUUCAUUGAUUCUAUGCAACAAGUGUGAAAUAGUUUCUCAACUAGUUUGUAUUUUGUGCCAUUUGUCUUCCUAAGUUUAUACCUUCAAUUUUCUCUGUGCCAUUUUUUCAUAAAGUCGUAGCCUUUUUUGAGUAAACAUUCUAAGCAAAUGUUUCCUAUUAGUCACUUACAAAAUGAAGGCCGCCUUGGCUUAGUUUUGCCUAAUUAAUUAAAAAGCCAACAAACCAGCUGUUAUCAUUAAACUGAAAUGCUGCAGUGUUUGACUUCAGAACAAAGCGCAUAAGAACAAAUUUGAAACCAUCUCCAAUGUGUUUAUUACUUGCUGCCCUUCAAUGUUUUAAUUUUUGUCAGCUUUCAUUGAGUUUAUACAAAUAAUGUAAACUCUUUUGUCAGUGUUAUUUUUGUAACCAAAACAUUGAAAGUUUUCUUAACAGUAUUAUGUAUUCCCUCAGUUACAUUAAGGGGUGUAGUUCAAAGACAUUGCUGUUACGUGAUGGUUGGUCAAAUGCAAAGCAAUUACAUAUGCUGUGUACAAUAUUCAACAUAUUGCCUACACACAUGUAUAGUAUUGUAAUUACCACCAUUGUUACAAGUUUAUAAUGUAUUUUUCUAUCUUCAUUUUGUAUGUAUAUUAUAUACUAUAUACAUUUUUUGUUCCCAAUUUGAGGCCCUGUGGUUUUGAUAGCCAGAAACUCUUGCAGAUUCAUUGUAAUCAUCUAUCAUUGGGAGUGUUGCCUUUUCUGACUUGUUAACUCAUUAUCCAUUUAAUAAGUUUCUUGUUAAAAAUGUUUUUACAUGCUUGCAUUUUAUUUCAUGGUGUUUGCUGUUUCUAUUAACCCUGGCAUUUAUUUUAAUAAACGUUACAGUACAAAUCUACUAACUGCUGAAUAGUUUGUUUUUAACACUUGAUAAACAGUCUGGUUCACUGGACUAACCUUUUGAAGAGUAUAAAUUGCUCUUGAGUACACACACGCACAAAAAAUAACACUCGCUGAAAGUUGCUCCAAGUUAUGUGCUACGUCGUCUUGUGACUUACUUGCACUGCACAAAAAGUAAACAGCGGCAUUCAGAAUUGAGUGGAGCCUGGAGGGUGAUGUGUACAUUGUCCCUUCAAGGUCGGGAACAAAGUAACAUUUCUUUUUGAGAUAUCUGUCCAGUCUUGUCUAUUGCCUACCAGCUAAAGCACCUUCUCUGUGUACUAAUGUUGGACCUGGCCUCUGUGCUUUCUUCCUUCUUUCAACUAAUGCAGGAGGUAUUUGUUCAUAGAGGCACACAAGCAAUGAUUGGGGGUAGGUAAAUCAAAGUCGCCUUUUGGUGGGUGGGAGUGGAAGAGUUUUAGAUGGGAGUUGGAGGCAGUCACGUAGUAAACUAGUCCUUUGACUACUGAGUCUGAAAUGUAAUAUGCUGUAAAAUGGCCUGCUUUCAAGUGUUUUUAUAUUAUGUAAAUUGAGAGGGAAAGAAUAAGCACUGAAGAUCUAAUACAGUACAUUAACAUUUGGGGAAUCUCAAUGCAGUCAGCCCAUGCCUGCAAAUUCACUUUAAGAUAAGAGUAUGCAUAAAUAAUAUUGUUUGAAACUGUAUAUAUAAAAGUAGUAUUUAUAGUCAAAUUUGAAAUUCACUUGUCUGUAACUUCUACCAAAAGGAGCUCUCCUGUACGCGUGCAAUAAAAUGACUGUUAAAACUGGAA
This is a messenger RNA of Rhincodon typus (whale shark), 5005 nucleotides long. It is a transcript of the gene qkia, whose product is annotated as QKI, KH domain containing, RNA binding a. NCBI's taxonomy places the organism in Eukaryota, Metazoa, Chordata, Chondrichthyes, Orectolobiformes, Rhincodontidae. Gene Ontology annotation, molecular function: mRNA binding. The coding region runs from base 347 to 1504 and encodes 385 amino acids. Gene Ontology annotation, biological process: regulation of mRNA splicing, via spliceosome. Gene Ontology annotation, cellular component: nucleus. The record is from RefSeq and is a predicted model, not a curated record. The transcript is spliced from 9 exons.